Messenger RNA from Astyanax mexicanus (Mexican tetra), 1279 nucleotides. RefSeq names its product lipopolysaccharide-induced tumor necrosis factor-alpha factor homolog. The record is from RefSeq and is a predicted model, not a curated record. Lineage: Eukaryota; Metazoa; Chordata; Actinopteri; Characiformes; Acestrorhamphidae. The coding region runs from base 110 to 376 and encodes 88 amino acids. The transcript has 4 exons. Gene Ontology annotation, molecular function: zinc ion binding.
CAGAGGGACAGAGGGAGAGAGAGGGAGAGAGAGAAAGAGAGAGAGGGAGAGGAACUGGGAGGAGGUUGGUGUAUCUGGUUCUCUCUGAUAAACACUCUGCUAUCUUAUCAUGGCGGCUGCAGGAGGUCAGGUGGUGGUGCUGGGGCCGUUUACAGACAGCCCGGUUCAGGUGACGUGUCCGACCUGUCGCCACACCGCCGUCACUCAGGUGCAGUACAACCCCGGACUCCUCACCUACCUGUUCUGUGGAGGACUGCUGUUCUGCGGGUGUUUUCUGGGCUGCUGUUUGAUCCCGUUCUGUGUGGAUCGUCUGAGAGAUGCUAAACAUGUCUGCUCCAACUGCAAAGCCGUACUUGGUGUUUAUAAACGCUUAUAACACACUUAUAACACACAAACAUUUAUAACACACACACACACAUACUCACACACUUAUAACACACACCUGUCUCUUAUAUAAGCUUAUAAAACUUUAGCUGCAUUUAUUCUAAGUGUUCACUAGGGGGAGGAGGCGGCGAUAUGGCUGAGAAACUCCGCCUUUACGAGACACGCCCAGUUUUACUAAAGAAAUCAAAUUCUAAUAAAAUCGAAAUGCUAUAAAAGAUUUCAUGAUGCACAAAACUGCCUUAAAUUUUACAUUUUAUAUUCCACUGAUUCAUUUCUUAAUUUAAUGAUGGAAUAAAAGGUGAAAUUAUAGUAAAAUUUUAUAAUUAAACAGCUUUUUCGUUAUAGUUUUGCAGAUUUUUUAACAAAAAUUUGUGAAAUGCAACAAUGGAAUAUAAUUUUGUAUUUUUUGUUUUGUAAUUUCCUAAAACGUAACUAUUUCUUUUUAUUAUUUAGAUUUCUUUUAUACAAACUUACUAACUCAUUAUUACACUUUUUAAACAUUGUUAUGCUAUUUUAGUUAAAUUAGUUUCAUAUUAUGAUAUGAAAAACUAUUUCUAAAUAAUGUGCCAUUUAAUUAUGCACUUAUUUUGUGUUUAUUAUAGAUAUAUACUAUUUCAUAUUGCUCUGAAUCAUUUCCUAGAUAUAAAAGAACUAAAUUGGUACAACUUGUAUUAAAUUGUUUUCUAUAGAAUCUGAAUUAAACUGAAUUAUUGUUGUUAUAAGGAUUUACCCCCCCUAGUGGCCACAUAUAUAUUUAAUAUUUAAUCUCCAUAUAUAGUUAUAGCUCUAUAACUGUAGUAUAAGAUAGUGAUCAUGGUUAAUGUUAUAUACAGUGUGUUUAAUGUAUACUGUGGUGAUUGGUCGUGCAAAUAAACGUCAGUGUGACCCUCGUGAA